CUAUGAGCCUAUCUUCUCCAAUAUAUUCAUCAUCAUCAGUAUACUAUACUAGUAGUAGGUAACUUGUUUCCUCUUCCUCGAUUUGAUCGUUCCUAGCUCACUAUUUCUCUCUCUCUCUCUCUAUCUCUAUCUCUCUCCUAAACAAAAGAAAAAAAAAAACCUUGCUUCUUCUCUCCUAUCUCACUCUACUGCUUUUGUAUGGCAGCAGGGUUUCAGUGGCAGUGCAGAAAAAGGGAAGGGAGAGUUUUCAUUGGGAAGGUAAAACCUUUUUUUGGCACCAAUGCCUUACACUAACCCUUCUUCCUGUAACUCAUCCUUCAUUCAUCUCUCUCUACCCCGCGUGCACUCUUCUUCUUCCUCAGUUUAAAUCAUAAGUAACCUUUUAUUAUCCACUAGAGAGAGUGUGAGUUUCAUUAAAUGCUGAAAAUGUGUGGAAAGAAAGAUUAACACUCAUUUUCCAAAGGAAAUCUCUGCAGGCUUUUGCCAGUAUAUAGUAGAAUCCAAAUUUUAACCUCUUCUCUCUACUUCUUCAUGUAACUGACUCUAACUAUACCUAGCCACCACAAUUAACACUUUCACUGUUUAUUUCCUUUUCACCAUAAAACCCGGGUGACCCUUGUAGUAAGUACUACUAUUGAGAGAGAGAAAGAGAAUGGUUUGUGUGUAGUGUAGAGUAGAGAGAUUCAUUCAAUGGAGGGUAGUUCUAAUGGAAGUUCUUCUUAUGUGAUGGGUGCUUUUGGAGAAAACAGUGGUGGGCUAUGUCCUCCAAUGAUGAUGAUGCCUUUAGUCACUUCUUCUCAUCAUCAUCCAAUAAAUUCCAACAAUAAUAAUGCAAACAACACAAGCUGUCUCUUCCUUCCUAUCCCUAAUUCCACUACUAAUAAUAAUAAUAAUAAUCACUACACCAACAACAAUAACAACAACUCUUCUAUCAUGCUUCAAAAUAAUCACCACACCACACAAACCACUCCUGGAUUAGGCUACUAUUUCAUGGACAACAACAACAACAAUGGAGGAUCCUCUUCUUCUUCCUCUUCUGCUGUUAAAGCCAAGAUCAUGGCUCAUCCUCACUAUCACCGUCUCUUGGAAGCCUACAUCAAUUGUCAAAAGGUUGGAGCACCAGGUGAAGUGGUGGCAAGGUUAGAAGAAGCAUGUGCUUCUGCAGUGAGAAUGGGUGAUGAUGCAGUUGGAUCAGGUUGCAUAGGUGAAGAUCCAGCUCUGGAUCAGUUCAUGGAAGCUUACUGUGAGAUGCUUAUCAAAUAUGAACAAGAACUCUCCAAACCCUUGAAAGAAGCCAUGCUUUUUCUUCAAAGGAUUGAAGUCCAGUUCAAAAACCUCACUGUUUCUUCUUCUUCAGAUAAUAUUGCUUGUAAUGAAGGUGGAGAUAGGAACGGAUCAUCGGAAGAAGACCAGGUUGAUCUAUACAACAACAUGAUAGAUCCUCAGGCAGAAGACAGGGAAUUAAAGGGUCAGCUUUUGAGAAAGUACAGUGGAUAUUUGGGGAGUCUGAAGCAGGAAUUCAUGAAGAAAAGGAAAAAAGGAAAACUUCCAAAAGAAGCAAGGCAGCAAUUACUUGAAUGGUGGAGCAGACAUUACAAAUGGCCUUAUCCAUCUGAAUCACAGAAGCUGGCAUUAGCAGAGUCAACAGGUCUUGAUCAGAAGCAAAUAAACAACUGGUUUAUUAAUCAAAGAAAACGCCACUGGAAGCCUUCAGAGGAUAUGCAGUUUGUGGUCAUGGAUCCAACCCAUCCUCAUUAUUAUAUGGAUAAUGUUCUCUCCAAUUCAUUUCCCAUGGAUCUAUCUAACACAAUGCUCUAAAACAAUUACCUUGGUGCUUGUGAUCUGAAAAUUCCCUUGUGUUAUUAAUUAACUUUAUGUAAGGCAUUGAUAGGUCACUUUCAAGUGAAAACCUUAUACUAUAUAUUAUUAUAUAUUAAUGUGUGUAGAAAUUAAUUA
This is a messenger RNA of Vicia villosa (hairy vetch), 1956 nucleotides long. Its product is annotated as homeobox protein SBH1. The coding region runs from base 691 to 1818 and encodes 375 amino acids. The transcript has 4 exons. Gene Ontology annotation, molecular function: DNA binding; DNA-binding transcription factor activity, RNA polymerase II-specific. The record is from RefSeq and is a predicted model, not a curated record. Gene Ontology annotation, cellular component: nucleus. Gene Ontology annotation, biological process: regulation of DNA-templated transcription. NCBI's taxonomy places the organism in Eukaryota, Viridiplantae, Streptophyta, Magnoliopsida, Fabales, Fabaceae.